Messenger RNA from Macrosteles quadrilineatus (aster leafhopper), 1714 nucleotides. RefSeq names its product valacyclovir hydrolase-like. Lineage: Eukaryota; Metazoa; Arthropoda; Insecta; Hemiptera; Cicadellidae. The record is from RefSeq and is a predicted model, not a curated record. The transcript is spliced from 7 exons. The coding region runs from base 91 to 996 and encodes 301 amino acids.
CUUGGAUUAUUAGCUACGCCUAUUGAUAUUUUAAACUUUUUAUUAGCAAUAUAAGUUAGGCCUGUAGGUCUGUAUUUCUAAAUACUGAGGAUGUGUUUGAUCAGAACAAUAUGUUUGAAGAAGUCAUUUCAAUUUAAAAGGCAGAUUUUGAAUGUACAAACAGCCAUGAUGACUCAAAGAAAUUUAUCCUUUGAUUUAAAGGAAUACAUUACAACUAUAAACAACUAUACAAUCAACUAUACUGUUGUCGGAAAUGGAAAACAUAAUUUACUUCUCUUACCAGGAGCAAUGGGUACAAUGCAAAGUGAUUUUGCUCCACAGUUCAGUGGUUUAGAUCAAGAAAAGUAUACCUUGAUAUCAUGGGAUCCAAUUGGGUAUGGAAAAAGCAGACCUCCUCAACGAGAAUUCAUGCCAGAUUUUUAUGUGAACGACGCCAAAGUCGUAGGAGCUCUAAUGAAUAAACUGGACCGACGGCAGUACUCUGUGUUGGGAUGGAGUGAUGGAGCCAUCACAGCCAUCAUCUUGGCGGCGCUGCACCCUGACAAUUUACACCGGGCUGUGCUGCUCGCACCGAUGGCGUAUAUUACUAAGGAGGAUGUUGCAAUCUACCAGGGGCUGAAGGAUAUCAGCCAGUGGACACCACAGUUGAGGCAGAAACUGGAGGCUGUGUAUGGAGCUGAAUACCUGACAACUUUGUGGACUAACUACUGCCAAUAUUUUGAGAACACGUUGAGCCAGAGAGAUGGCGAGGUGUGUCGCAAGUAUUUGUCCCAAGUGAAGUGUCCGACACUGGUGUUACAUGGAGAGCUGGACCCUGUAGUACCUCUACAUCAUGGAGAAUAUGUGGCCAGACACAUCCAGAGUGCGGAGUAUCAUGUGAUUAAAAAAGGUAGACAUAAUUUCCACUACAAGUUUUCAGACAAAAUCAACUCAAUGAUUGACGACUUUUUAUCGAAACCCGAGGACCUGGGGGCUACGGGUAUUGUUAAUCUGUAGUGAAUGUUGUAUGUUGUUAUCAGAAUACCAAUGGUUUUGGAUACUUUAAGGUCAAUGGGAAUUGUAAUUGUUCUUGUGUAAAAGUCUUGCACUUAAAAAUUUUAGUUUAUAACCCAGAUUGAAUGGAAAUUACAUUGAAUGUACCACACAAAUACAGUACAGUAGUGAUAUUGAUAGUGUUAUUGAAAUAGUGCAUUAUUCUUUCAAAGUUUUGUCACUAUCUAGCUUUUACAAGCUAGAAAUAUCAACAAUCCCCUGGAUAUGAUAAUGCUUUGAAGUUUAUUUUACAUAUUCAAUUCUUAUUGUGGCAUUCCACUUAUUGAAUGUUUAUAGAAUGUGAUACAGGAUAAGACUGGCUUAGGUAAAUAAUAUUUUUGUACUCUGUAUAAACUUUCAGAAACUUUACAACCAGUGAAUAAGUCUGAAUGCAUUAUAAUUAGGAAGCAAAAUUGAUUUAUAUUCAGAAGAAGUUGACUCAACGAAUAGGUUUAAUGGCGCUUUCUUUUACUUCAAUCUUAAACAAUCAAAGUCAUUAAUUUUUUUUAAUAGUGCCUUCUUUGAAAUUGUACUUAGGUUAUUUAGAUUCUAGUUUAGUUAAUUUUCUUGCAAAGUUACGAUUGAUAUCAUGAAUAUAGGAAGUUAUUUUGUUGUUAGUUUUAGAAUUUUGCAUGGGGGGUAAGCAUAUUACAACACAUAGUCACUAAAAUUGCUAGGUUUU